This is a messenger RNA of Temnothorax curvispinosus, 600 nucleotides long. RefSeq lists its product as uncharacterized. The transcript has 3 exons. Bases 1 to 600 code for a protein of 199 amino acids. The record is from RefSeq and is a predicted model, not a curated record. NCBI's taxonomy places the organism in Eukaryota, Metazoa, Arthropoda, Insecta, Hymenoptera, Formicidae.
AUGGUUGCAAAACGUUUUAAGAGUUUGAGAGAUACCUUUCAAAAAGAAAGAAAGAAAGUUCUUGCUAAUAUUCCCUCAUCAGGAGCAGGUGUACAAGAUGGAAAUACGAGAUAUGAGUCAACAUGGGAAUACUAUAAAGAUUUAUUGUUCCUUUCAGAACACAUUAACAGUAGAACGACAAUAAGUAAUUAUUCAGGACACUCUGACAGUGAAUCUGUCUGUCCUGAAACACAAUCAGAUGACAGUCAGUUUUGGACAAAUGAAACAGAUUCCUGUACAAACGUUUUAAAAAGGAAAGCAAGCCAGCCGCUUAUUUUCAUUGAAAUGACAGAAGAAAAUGAAAGUGCAAUACCUGAAAAUAUUGUUUAUAAGGAUACUCCGUCUGUCUCUUUGCAAUGCACAUCCUCCUCAGGUGACAACGAGUCAUUACUCAGCGACGAAUCAAAUAAAAAUUCUUGUGUUUCACUAGCUGUACUAAAAUCAUCAGUACCUAUUAUUGAGGUUCAAAGAGAGACCGAGACAUUACCGACAAAAAUAUCUGGUUCUCAAUGUGAAGCAUCAUAUCUGAAAAGUCCCUUACUAUUCGAGGAAAAGCGGUAA